Molecule: messenger RNA, 4916 nt
Organism: Paramecium octaurelia
Lineage: Eukaryota; Ciliophora; Oligohymenophorea; Peniculida; Parameciidae
Source: the annotation of a GenBank genome assembly
AUGAAAAAAAUAAUUUAAAAAGCUAAAAACUUUCAUUACAUAUUGCACUUCGAUUAAGCCAACAUAAGUGAAUCUAUUUUGCUAUUCACAAAUUUCUUAUAUUUUGCAUAGCUUUUGAAUUUAGGAAAACAUUUUCAACCCAACUCAGAAAUUGUGUAUGCAUCUCUUAUAAUUUUAGAACUAUUUAUUCACUUUUGAAAAGUACAUUUAUUUUAAAUCUUAUUCCAGAAAAGUACUUUCCUCAUAUUUAAAUUCUUUUACUCAUCUAUAAUUUAUCUUUAGCAAUAAGCAUACUUACUGUAGUACUGCUAAACAUUAAUCAUAAUUCAAAAAAUUGGAUAUUAUUAAUGAUUACUAUUAAUGUGACAUUGAAUGUGUACCCUAAUGUAUUUUUCAUUCCAAAUCUAUGGUUAAAUAUUAAAUAAUGUUUUACUUAAAGUAUCUUGUAUUUCUUUAUUGCAUUGAUCAACAUCAUUUUUACAAUUGUUAUUACUUUUUUUGUUGUGUUUUUUUAGAGAGGAGAUUCCUUAGCAAAUAAUGAAAACAUUACGAAUACUAUUAUUGUUGCUCGAAUCUUAAUUAAACUAACUGAAUUUAUAACAGUUUACAUAUCAUUUUUAGAUGAUACAAUUUCAUUCAUUCUGGAAUAAUUUAUUCUAGUUUGCAUUAUCUUGUUAAAUCUAUUCAAGUUAACAUCAAUAUCUGCAAGUAAAGUUCAACUUGGUAUAUUAUUCUUGAUAUUUAAUCUAUCCUUAUUUGCUGAUUACAGAGUGAUGGAUUAUUUAUUGAUUAGUAUACUAAUAUUAUCAUUACAAUCAUAGAUUCAAUUUAGUUAAUUAUAAUAAAUUUUAUUUAAUUCAGACACCAUACUUAGCUGUUAACUAGCAGAAAGAGUUUAUAAGAGAUGCUUAGUUGACAAAUAGGCCAGAAUUCAAUUGUUAGUUUUCAAAAAUAACCAUAAAUGUUCUAAAUGUAAGGCUUUUUAUGAUAUAAUUGAAUGUAUAUUAAAAAGGACUUGUAAGAAUGAAAGAGAUAAAAUUAUAUAUGCCAAUUUUAUUUCUAAAAAAUGGCCUUUAAGAGCUUUGGUAGAACUAUUGAAGGAAUAGAAUGAGGAUUUCUAUUUUUAGUCAGCAAUUUUAACAUUUUAGAAGACAAAUGAGUCCAAAUUUGAUAUAUCAAGUUACAUUUAAACAUCGUACAAAUCAUAAAUAGAAUGUGAAAAUAUUAAAAGUAGAUUGCUGUCUUUAAUUACAUUUAUGAUUAAAUUUUGGAAUUAAACAAUUAUGAAUCAGUUUGGAAUCAAAUAAUUUUAUAAAUAAGUUUAAUAAGUAGGCAAAAAAAUAGAUCAAAUUAAUAAAACUAUAGAAAAAGUCUAUGAUGUAAAAAAUUGCAAAUUAAAAGACAAUGAAUUCAGUGAUGUUAUUACCUUGAGAUUAUUGUAAAUUUAUUAUUGUAUUGCCAAUGUUGACCUGAUUAAAGUAUAUACAAUUAUAAAAUUUUAGGCAUAACAAAUGGAAGAUAAAAUUAAUGACUUGUUUCGAAGUGACAAAUUCAGAUAAUCUAAUACAAUCGAUAAUAAUUAAUUAGCAACGAGUAAAUAUUGUGCUAACAUUAGAUAGAUCCAUGCUUCUAACUACAAGUCUUAUUUACAAUAUUAACAAAUUGCUCUAACCAAAUUAUUAAUAAAUAAGUUUAUUUUUUGAUGCAUAGAUAGAGGAAGUUAAUUUUAUUAAAACAAGCUAUGAAAUUAUGCCUUAAUUUAUAUCUCAUAUACAUGAUUAAUUAAUUGAAAACUUUAUACAAAAAGGAUAGUCUCGUUUAUGUUAAUAAGGACAAUCAUCAUUCUAUUAAGAUUUAAAGGGAUAUAUUAUUCCAUGUAAUAUCCAUAUAAUACCAGAAUAAGGAUAGAAUGAUUACCUUAUAAAUGCAAUAAUUACAAAGGAUUUAAAUUACAAUUAAUGUAUUGUCUUUGGUAUGAAUGGAAGACUUUAUGGAAUGACUUAAGACUUUUUCGAAUUUUCUUAGUAAUCUAUGUAGUUUGAUACUUAUUCUAAAAAACUAUCAAUCAAUGAUUUAGUUGAUAAAGGUUCUCUUGUAUAAUAUUACAUUGAAAAUAUAUCAGAAUAAAUUUAACUUUUAAAAUAGUCAAUUGAGAAACAUUAAAAUUAUGUAAUUUCGGAGGCAUAAUCUCAAUGGCAAUAUCCAGAUAACCAUUUGAAUUGUCUUUUCAAUACAAAUUCAAUCCUCAAGUAGCAAUAUAAUUCAUCAAUCAAUCAAAUGCUAUCUUUUUCAAAUUUCAUGUCAUAAAAGACUUAUUUAUAAACAUCAAAGUAAACUGAGAAGUCAGCUCAAAUAUCUGAUUUUGAUGAAUCAGGAUCAUAAAAUAAAGAAUUGAUAGUUGAUGGAGUUGAGUGGUCAAUAUUAAAUUAAAGUUAUCACAAUUCUAUUAGAUAGAUGUUAGAUCAAUUUAGUGAGAAAUAGAAGACAAAUAGAAUUCGGUUAGUAUUGAUUUAUUCUUUGACAUUUAAGAAGAUUUCAUUUGGCAAAAGAUCAUUAGGAUAUUUUGUUAUAGAAUUAAAAGACUAUCGAUAAGAAUUCACUCAGAAAACAACAUCCCAAUAUUUUACAACUUAUUAAACAAGAAAAACAGAAUCUAGUCAUAAAAAUGUAUCCAAUUAUACCUUUCCCAUGAGUGAGGUUGAAGAGGUGUAUUCAGAAAAACCAAUUAUAGAUGAUGAUUUAGAUAAUCAAAUAAAAUAAAUUAAUCUAAAAAAUCAUCUGUUGUAUCUCAAUAAAUUAGAAGUAGAUAAAUAAACUAUCGUGUUAAAUGAAAACCAAAUUUCUUCAAUUAAUGUAACCAAAUAGAAAAUGUAAUCAUAUGAUUUUGAAAACUCCUCAAGACUAUUAAAAAUUCAAACUGAUAGAUAGCCUAAGAAACAUCUUCUAACAACAAGGAUAGAACUCCAAAGUAUCAAUAUUCAACAUGAUGACGAUGACAUAAUGUAGGAAGUAGAAAAGGAAUUUGAUGAAAUUGUCUUUGAGAGAAAGAUGAUUAAUAAUUAAGAUUAGGAUGAAGACAAUUUUGAUAUGCAGAGAGACAAAAACCCAAAAGAUUGCUAUUUAAAAUAGAAAACUAAAAUUAUUAAUGAAUAAUAAUAAAGCAAUCAAACUUUUACAAGGUAGCUAUCUGCUCUUAAAGACACAUUUUAAUAUCUUGAAAAGAUAAGCAGCAAUAACUUUACAAUAAAUUCACUUAAAAAAUUCACAUACUUUUCUCUCUGUGUUAUAAUACUACUAUUGAUAAAUGUUGUUAUGGACUCUUUGAGGGCAUACACUCAUGUGUCAGAUAAUGAUACUUUCAUAGUCUAAACUUUAGAUGAGAUAAAAUUUCAUAGAAUAUGUGCUAUCAAAUUGAGUUUGUUCAUUACAAAACUUUUAGGGUAAUAAUCCAUCAUCAAUAAGAAUUAAAUCAUAUUCUAGUUAGUAUAAAAGUAAAGCUAAUACAUCUAUGAUUAUAACACUUAUAAUCAAUAGUAUUUAUUGAUAAAUAAUUUUGAAUCAACUCAAUAAGUAACUUCAGAUCAAUUUAAUAUGUUAUUAUAAUAAUUUGAUAAUGAUAUGAGAAAGAGUUACUAGAGUGCAGAAUAAAACAAUACUUUUAACUCCACCUUUCAAUUUACUACUGGAACUUAAUUAAUCUUUAAUUACAUAUAUGACAUAGUAAUGCAAGAUCUAGAUAAGUAUGAUGAUUAAAAAUUGGAUUAUAUAUCAGCAUCCAUUUUUAUUAUUCUAUAUGUUCUUCUAAUAGUUUAUUAAAUCAAAUUUUUAUACGCCAAAUAAAAGGUGAUUAUCAAAUUACUUAAAUUAUCCCAUCAGACCAAUGUUAACAAAAUACAAAAUUAAAUAGCAAGACUUUCAACAAUCAAAGAGACAUUUGAUAGUAAUAAUUCCAAAAAUUGGAAAUUAACAUCUUAUGUACAAAUCAUUUCAGAAGAUGUUUAGCAUGAGAAAUCAUAAAAGAAACAAAAUCAUGAUUUAGAAGGUAAUAUUGGACAUUAAUACAUUUAUCCGAAUAUUAUUGCUAUACUAUUCUUGUGCUUAUUUGCUGCUAUGGGAUUACUCUUUUAACAAAUAUAUUAUUAGAAAGAGUAUCUAACAAUAUAGAAAUAAUUUCUAAAACUAAACAUAAUGAUUGAUCACAGUCUGAUUUAUGGAAGUCUGAUCAAAACUUAUUACAUAUUAUAAAUACCGAGAUCCUUAGAUGGUUCUAUAAUUGAUAAUUUCAAUGAAUCCAUAAAUAACUAGAUAGAUAUUACAAAUGAAAUUAUUGAUCAUUUAGAGACAUUGUAAGAAAGAAGUUUACUUGAUUCUUUGAUUAAUGAUCAAUGUCUUUAUUAUAAGGAUAUGAUAGAAUAUUGUCAGAAUAGUUAAUAUCAAUAUAAUGAAAUGUAUUCAUUAAUCGAAAGAGGGAUUAUUAGUUUAACAAAUAACAUUCAAAAAGUGAAGAAUACUGAAUUCAAUUAAGAGUUAGCAACUAAAUAAUUUUUGAAAGAAUCCAAAGAAUUAACUGAUUAUAUAAAUAGUUAGUCUUUCAUUAAUACGUUUUUAGUGUAUUUUUCAGAGAGUGUAAACAUAUUAGAUAAGGAAAUAGAUACUGUAUAUUAGGUUGGAUAAGAUUAGUUUAGUAGUUAUGUUUUGAUGAUUGAAUUAUAUGAGAUUGGUGUGGGGAUUAGGUAAUAAGAUAAUUCAAUAUUUUUAGUCUUGGUUUAAUUUAUCUACUUUAUGGAUACUUAACUUAGAUUUAUCAUAGAUCAGAUUUUAAAAUUAUAAUACUCUUUUUAAGAACAAUUCCAAAUGAAUAAAUGUAGCUAAAAAACAUUUUACAUUAAAUCAAGAAUAUAGUUUAGGAGAAAUGA